This is a messenger RNA of Acanthisitta chloris (rifleman), 4830 nucleotides long. RefSeq lists its product as uncharacterized. Gene Ontology annotation, biological process: positive regulation of translation. The annotation marks the transcript as partial. Gene Ontology annotation, molecular function: mRNA 3'-UTR binding. The transcript has 12 exons. The record is from RefSeq and is a predicted model, not a curated record. Lineage: Eukaryota; Metazoa; Chordata; Aves; Passeriformes; Acanthisittidae. Gene Ontology annotation, cellular component: cytosol; cytoplasmic stress granule.
AUGGGCUGCUGCUUCAGUAAGGAAUUGAGUAACAGCACGAAUGAGGAGAAAACCGUCUUACUCCAAAAAUCUGUGGAAGAGGAAGCACCAGAGUCAAGGAUAAGUAAAACUUUAUCUUCAAUUAUUGGAACUGUGGAAAGCCAGGAUCGGCAUAUAGUGGGAAGGACAGCUAAUGGGGCAGCUGCGGCAGUCGGCAUUGAACGCGUCCGUAGCGAUGACUGCGCAGGGUCAGAUUCUAAAUCUGGUUUUUGGAGUGGAAAAGCAAAAUAUCCGUCAUACAAAAGCAUGGGGAAUACUCCCCAUGAGAGCUCUAGGAGGACGUAUGACAGACCUUUUAGCUUCUUUAAUUCCUUUAGUCACCUCCUGAAAGUGUCUGGUUCACGUGGAAAUCUGCAGAAAUACGAAGAAAAGAAAGAAAAGAUAAUUAAAAAAAGAGCCCCUAAAAAAUCUAAUAGCAGUGGUCAGUACAUGAACAAUAUAGAAAAUACUAAUAGUAGUACUAAUAAUGAAAAUAGAGCUGCACAAGAGCAUUGUUUGUUUGAUCAUAUUUCUACUUCACAUGUACCAGACAUCCUAGGCAAAGGCUUAGAGAGUGAAAUUUCCUUAAAUAGAAACUGUCCGGAGGGUUGUGCAGUUACGUGUGACCGUUCAAGGCAAAAUGCAACAACAGUAAAUGUUGAAGACAGCAAGAGUGACAGCCUACAAAAAGUUUCAAGUUCAUAUAGAGAGGUGUCUCCAGCAUUUUCCUAUCUUGAUGUAGACAGCAGUCAGAAUGUGAAAGAGAGGGAGUUUUAUAGUAUUUGUGUUGUAGAUGCUGAAGACCUGAAGGGGGAUGAAGAGGUGCCAGCGACUGUGCAUGAGGAGACUGAAGCAGACAUAGAUAACUCAGCUGUUACUGAUGAAAGAAUGUGCAGCAUGGCACGACCUCUAGACACUGAGAAGGAAUUUCCAACGCAACAAUCAGCACAAGUGGAAGCUGAGUUUAAUAGACAGAAAGAACUGUUUGAGUAUAAAAAGGAGGGUAGGUCAAAGAUGCAGAAAAAAGAUACAGAGGAAUAUUGUAGCAUAGACAUCCAGUGUUCUUUUGAUAACCUACUGACUGACAGAUGUCAGGUACAUAGGUUAAAUACUGACGAUACAGUGACGGGUGUCUUAAGAGCAAAAGUGCCCAAUGAAAUCAUCCCUGAGAGUCAAGAGGAGGAGGUAUGUACUGUAGGUAGUGCUGUCAGUUGGAAUGAAUCACUCCCUGCAGCUUGUGAUUCUGUACAAGUUGUGGAUGCUGCUGAAGAGGGACAAUACAGCCCUAACUCAGAAAAGAUGAAACACAGUAAUUGUGUUUCCAGUGUGUUGUUAAACACUGGAGUAUGUAAUUCAGAAAAAACUGAGGGAAGUAAUGAUUCUGAUAUGGUACCACUUGGUUUAAGUAGGCAUCCCUCACAUGUUACAGGGCACCUAGAUACUAAACAGGUGGCAGAGAACAGGAGGAGUAACUUUAAAUUAUCAUUAGAGUUACACAAAAUGGACAAUGAUUCUUCUUCAGUGAGUCAACACAUAGACAAACUUGCUGAAAAAGUCUGCUUUCUAGAGGCAGAAAGUGAAGCAAACUCAAAUAUGGAAAAGAAAACACUCCAAAGAACAUAUGGCAAUAGCCAAACACUUGCACCAGGUGCUAGUGAACAUUACAGCCAUUUUGAAGAAUCCUUGAAAAAUAGAGAGAAAUGCACAGGUACAAUUUUGCGUAGCUGUGAAGCUUUGUAUGUGACUGAAAUGCACAGAAACUUGGGGGAAACUCAAAUUAAGGGCUGCACUGAAGUCAAGACAUCAGCUGAGGCCGCAAAGCAUAGUGGCAUGGAGGAAGAUGUGUGUGUGAGUGUCAUUGAGAUAAAAGGCAACGUGCCUGAGGAAGCUGGUACCUUGAGCAGAACUCAGUCAUGGGUAAGUGAUGGCACUUCGACAUCUCCUGAGCUACAUAACCUGAGCACAGGUGAAAUGUUCCUAAAGGAAAACAGUCUAGAAUCUCAGGCUUCACAAGAGUCAGCAGGGAAUGAUGGUAAAGUGUGCAAAUACUCAAAUUCAGAUCACAAUAUCAGUGUGCCUUCUGUGUCUGUGGAAUGUGAAGAUAUGAAUAAAAUGGACAUGAACUGUAGACAGGAUGAACAACAGAGUAUAUGUUCGUUCCAUGUAGUGGAAAACCAGUGGAAUACAGGGACUGUGUCAGCCAGGAUAGCUGGGGAUGUAGCAGAAUCUGUAAAAGAGACAAAACUUCACCUAAAUGAGUCCAUUGAUAACAAGGCAGACAAUGUAAAACUGAAUUUGGAUGCUGACACUGCUGAUUGUGAUAAAGGCAUCUUCAAUUGCAGCGAAGGUUUGGCUCACAGUCAGAAUGCUUACUCCACUGUAAGCAGUGACUCCACUGUACCUGCAGCCACAGACAGUUGUAUGUCUGAGGGUGUAGAAAUAGAUGACUCUCCAAAUCUGGAAGAUGCCAGUAAUCUGUUAUAUAAAGCCCAUAAUUGUUUACCAUCAUUGUGUCCAAAUCCAUGUUCUCAUGUGCAUGACAAACCAGCAGAAGAGCCUGAGUUACGUCCCUGUGCCAGUCCAGAGCCAGAGGUUGGGAACACCCAAGUUUCUGUUGGACCUUUAACUAAAGUAAGAUCAGAACCUCAUGAGCAAAAUGUGUGUGAUGUAAAUGAAUGUAACCUUCAGGAUGGUGAAGUAGAACUGAGUGUCAGCAUCUGCUCAAAGGAGAACCUCUCUGGCUUUAGUGUAUCACCUGGCAAUCUAGAAGCUUUUUCCAGAGGAAAUUUGGAGCAGUUAGAAGCCAAGACUACUGAACUGAAAAACACCAGUUACAUAUUAAAUACUCCAAUGAAUGACUUGACCACAAACUGGGAACAGAUGCAGGCAGAUCACAAGAUUUUCUCAAACAAAGAGCUUGGAGUUUGUGUUGACCCAAGGCAGGUAGACAAAUACGCUGCUACUCCUUACUGUGAAAUAAACAGUGCCUCUCCUGGUGCUGCAGGAUUCCAGCAAAGCAGUGAGCAGUGCGUGUCAGAUCUGAUGGAAGAUGUGUUGAGUGACCAAGAGCAUUCCUAUGAACUGGACAGGCAGAAUCCCUGCGUGGAAAUGUGGUCACAUGUCAUCAGUCUUCAGACUGGCAAUGCUGAUUGGACAAAUCAGCUGUUCUCUGACACUGUUCCUGCUAGUAAUGGUGAAUAUCUGUUGGGUUUUCUGUGGAGUAAUGCAGUUUCUAAUGAUACUGUGAAGAAUGACAGACUAUGUAUAGUUAGUGAAAACUUCCAGAGCGAACCUGAAGAUUCAACAGGUGCUUCAUAUGUAGUGGAAAGAUACCCUUAUCAGCUGCUAGCACCAGAAAAUGCUGGUACUUGGGGAUGGCAGAAUAAAAAGGAAUUUGAGUCAACCAAGGUUUCCGAGUUAAACCCUAAUGCCAAGGUGUGGGGCAAUCAUAUGCUACACUUGGAAGCAGGUGGUGCCACUGAUGGUAGUGUGAGCAAAACGUGGGAAGAAAUACCUGACCAACCUCCAGAUUCUUGUAAAGAAGGACUGGACGCCGAUGGUGAUGGCGACAAGAAGCAUCAGAAUGCAGUGCUGACAGAGCUGCCGGAGCCGUCGCCAGCCGUGCCGGGGUCAGAGCAGACAGAUAUGAACCCUCUGGCUCUCGAUCCUUCUGAGUAUGACUCUAUGCAUGAAACCACCCAGACAGGUGGAAAUGAACAGUUACAGCCAGAAGGUCAGGAAGAUUUACGAGAAUUACUGAAAAAGACACUGGAAUUCUGUUUAUCUAGAGAAAAUCUUGCCAGUGACAUGUACCUUAUAUCACAGAUGGACAGUGAUCAGUAUGUGCCAAUAAUGACAGUAGCAAACCUUGAUCAUGUCAAGAAACUCAGUACUGAUAUGGAUUUGAUUGUUGAAGUGCUGAGAUCAUUGCCUUUAGUUCAAGUGGAUGAGAAGGGGGAAAAAGUUAGGCCAAAUCAGAAUCGCUGCAUUGUGAUACUUCGUGAAGUCCCUGAAUCUACUCCCAUUGAAGAGGUUGAAGCACUUUUCAAAGGAGAUAAUUUGCCUAAGUUUAUCAACUGUGAGUUUGCCUAUAAUGACAAUUGGUUCAUCACAUUUGAAUCGGAAGCCGAUGCACAGCAGGCCUACAGAUACCUUAGAGAAGAAGUGAAAACUUUCCAAGGAAAACCAAUUAAGGCAAGGAUAAAAGCAAAGGCAAUAGCUAUAAACACAUUUUUGCCAAAGAAUGGAUAUAGACCUCUGGACAUGAACCUUUACACGCAGCAGCGUUACACGACAUCCUUUUACAUACCUCCAGUCUACAGUCCCCAGCAGCACUUCCCACUGUACAGCUUAAUUGGCCCUCAGACCUGGUCAGCCACGCACAGCUACCUUGACCCUUCAUUGGUAACACCAUUUCCAAAUACUGGAUUUAUCAAUGGGUUCACAUCUCCAACCUUCAAGCCUGCUGCUUCUCCACUGACAACACUCAGACAAUAUCCUCCCAGGAACAGGAAUCCUAGCAAGUCUCAUAUACGACAUACAAUACCCAGUGCAGAAAGGGGACCUGGGCUUCUAGACAGUCCUACAAUAUUCAACUUUUCUGCUGAUCGUUUAAUCAAUGGCGUCAGGAGUCCACAGACGCGGCAGCCGGGCCAAAGCCGGACACGGAUGCAGAGUGCCACCACGAGCUACACCAAGAGGGAAGUAGGGACUGGGCGGAUGGAACAGACCAGCGUGGACUCAUCUCCUGGACUGGGUAGAGGAAGGAAAAACUCGUAUGGCUACCGAAAGAAAAGGGAGGACAAGUUUACA